AUGCAAAUGAAGUGGCAGCCAGAUUCCAGGUCCAGUUUAGACAUGAAAGGCACCUGUGAUGACAUAAGAAAGUUAAAGAGGGAUUUGGAUUUUCUUGAAGUAUACCCCCGCCCCCCGCCCAACCACCACCCCGACACACACACAGAGAGGAACAGAGAGAGUGAGAGAACUAUUUUUACUAAUGAAUUGAAAGCUUUGUGGUUGCUGCUUUCUCUCAUUUCUUGGAUAUGGGUUUUCUCUGUGGCUGAUGCAAAAUCUAGUGGGGUCUAUUCAGGAAUCAGGGCUAUAGAGAGGAUCUUAGGUGAAUAUGACUUGACACUCGUGCUUUCGAGGGAGGUUGUGGAAUUGAAGUAUAUCUCACUAAGAAAGGGAAUAAAAUCCAAAACCUUUUGUUUCUCACACAUAGACGAGUAUGAUACAGCCUUCUCUGCUUUCACUUUUGAGGUUACCUUUACACGUCUUGACAUCACUAUUGCUAAUACUACAAUUAACGAAAGGCCUAUUAAAGUAGACAAAGAAGAAACAAAGAGGAGCCCACCAACUCUUUUCAUCUACUUAAUUCCCCCUCAAAAGGAAGAUUUUAACGUCAGUAAAAGGGAAAAGAGAGGAGAGGGGGGAAAGCAAAAGAAGAUGUCUUUCUCAAACACGGAUCCCUAUGGAAUGCAAGACGGAUGCCCAGCCAGCAUUGCUUGCUGGAACUCAAUUCUUUUUGAUUCUGAAAAGGUUUCUCAGAAGCAGAUUGUACAUAGGAAGUCCAUAGAUACAUUUGGGCAAAGGACUUCACAGUAUAGAGGCGUCACGAGGCACAGAUGGACAGGUAGAUAUGAAGCCCAUCUAUGGGACAACAGUUGCAAGAAAGAAGGUCCAAGAAGGAAAGGAAGGCAAAUUUAUCUAGGGGGCUAUGAUAUGGAAGAAAAGGCUGCAAAGGCUUAUGAUUUGGCAGCACUUAAGUACUGGGGACCUUCAACCCAUAUCAAUUUUCCGUUGGAAAAUUAUCAACAAGAACUUGAAGAGAUGAAAAACAUGUCCAGACAGGAAUAUGUUGCUCACUUAAGAAGGAAAAGCAGUGGCUUCUCCAGAGGAGCUUCAAUUUAUAGAGGAGUUACAAGACAUCAUCAACACGGACGUUGGCAAGCUCGGAUUGGCCGAGCUGCUGGAAACAAGGACCUCUAUCUAGGGACAUUUAGUACUCAAGAAGAAGCUGCUGAGGCAUAUGAUGUAGCAGCUAUAAAAUUUCGGGGGCUUGAUGCAGUAACCAACUUUGGAAUCUCAAGAUAUGAUGUAGAUCGGAUUAUGGCAAGCAGUUCCCUUCUUUCAGGGGAAAUGGCUAAACGAAACAAGGACAUGGAUUCAAGUAACAAGAUCUCUGAUAACAAUCCCUCAAACCAUAACCAUCAUUUGGAAGUUGCAUAUGCCUCAAAGGAGGACAAUAGCAAUGUGCCUGACUGGAAAAUGGCACUCUAUCAGAAAACUGGUGGAGUUGAUGACUUUAGAAGUGGAUCUUACUAUAUUGGUGUAAAUGGCAUGAUUGGGAUUGAGGCAAUGAACUCAACUGAGAAUGAUGUGGAUGAACCAGGAAAAAUGGCUAGUCACUUUUCAAGUAGUGCUUCACCGGUGAAUAACUUGAGAGAAGGCAGCCCGGAUAAAAGCAUUGGCCUUCCACCAGCGUCCAACUACUUUACAAGUUCAACAAGUAGUGUGAAUUCUUGGCUUUCAACAGCACAUAUGAGGCCUCAAGUCCCACUUUUUCCUGCAUGGGCAGAUGCAUCCUGAAAUUUUCUGUGAGGUCUUUUGGUAAUGGAAUCUAAAACUGCUUUCUAUUCUCAGGUGUUUUUUUUCCCCUGAAUUAUUGACUAAAACUAUGGGGAGCUUUAAAAGUUAUGAUGAUUUGGGAUUUUCUGUGCAAUGAUUCUUCAUGUUUCAUUUUAUCCCCAUAUCAUCAUUUCCAAGUUGUUGGAUCUAUGUAUUUCCCUUUUUCCACAUUUAGCGAAGCGUUCUUAGUGCAUUAAUAUGAUUAA
Messenger RNA from Olea europaea var. sylvestris, 2018 nucleotides. RefSeq names its product AP2-like ethylene-responsive transcription factor BBM2. Bases 1 to 1773 code for a protein of 590 amino acids. Gene Ontology annotation, biological process: regulation of DNA-templated transcription. Gene Ontology annotation, molecular function: DNA binding; DNA-binding transcription factor activity. The transcript is spliced from 14 exons. The record is from RefSeq and is a predicted model, not a curated record. NCBI's taxonomy places the organism in Eukaryota, Viridiplantae, Streptophyta, Magnoliopsida, Lamiales, Oleaceae.